AGAGUUGCCACCCGCCGCAGAGCUGGCUUGUUUUUGACGAGUCAUUUUCUCGUCUCGCAAAGAACCAACAAACUUAAACUGAAACUCACUGCUAGCCGGAAAGAAAGAAACAAUGCCGUACAAUAUGGACGUACUGAUGCCGGAGAAGCAGGACGAGCUCUCUGACUUGAAGCCGAAAGAUGCACACAGUUCCCUUGACGAGCUGGACAUCGACGAUCUGUACGUGCGCUACAAGAAACUGCAAAAGACCCUGGAGUUCAUUGAGGUCCAGGAGGAGUACAUCAAAGAUGAGCAGCGCAACCUGAAGAAGGAGUACCUCCACGCUCAGGAGGAGGUCAAACGCAUCCAGUCCGUGCCGCUGGUGAUCGGCCAGUUCCUGGAGGCCGUCGACCAGAACACAGGCAUCGUGGGCUCCACCACCGGCUCCAACUACUACGUCCGCAUCCUGUCCACGAUCGAUCGCGAGCUGCUGAAGCCCUCCGCCUCGGUGGCCUUGCACAAGCACAGCAACGCCCUGGUGGACGUGCUGCCGCCAGAGGCGGACAGCUCCAUCUCAAUGCUGCAGCCGGACGAGAAGCCAGACGUGAGUUACGCAGAUAUCGGCGGCAUGGACAUGCAAAAGCAGGAGAUCCGCGAGGCGGUCGAGCUGCCACUGACCCACUUCGAGCUGUACAAGCAGAUCGGCAUUGAUCCGCCGCGCGGAGUGCUGAUGUAUGGUCCGCCUGGAUGCGGCAAGACGAUGCUGGCCAAGGCGGUGGCCCACCACACGACGGCCUCGUUCAUCCGCGUGGUCGGAUCGGAGUUCGUGCAGAAGUACCUCGGCGAGGGGCCGCGCAUGGUGCGCGACGUGUUCCGCCUGGCCAAGGAGAACGCGCCGGCCAUCAUCUUCAUCGACGAGAUCGACGCCAUCGCCACCAAGCGAUUCGAUGCCCAGACGGGCGCCGAUCGCGAGGUGCAGCGUAUCCUGCUCGAGCUGCUCAACCAGAUGGACGGCUUCGAUCAGACCACCAACGUCAAGGUGAUCAUGGCCACCAACAGGGCGGACACACUGGAUCCCGCCUUGCUGCGUCCGGGACGUCUGGACCGUAAAAUCGAGUUCCCGCUGCCCGACCGCCGACAGAAGCGACUCGUCUUCUCCACGAUCACCUCGAAGAUGAACCUCAGCGAGGACGUCGACCUCGAGGAGUUCGUGGCGCGGCCGGACAAGAUCUCCGGCGCCGACAUCAACGCCAUCUGCCAGGAAGCGGGCAUGCACGCGGUGCGCGAGAACCGCUACAUCGUCCUCGCCAAGGACUUCGAGAAGGGCUACAAGAACAACAUCAAGAAGGACGAGCAGGAGCACGAGUUCUACAAAUAGGCUUACUACCACAUUUCCCACCCACUGUCCCUUUACGCUAAACUAUCGUUUGUACCCCUAAAGUUAUAUCAUUAAUAAAAACAAAUCGUAUUUGAA
Molecule: messenger RNA, 1453 nt
Organism: Drosophila ficusphila
Lineage: Eukaryota; Metazoa; Arthropoda; Insecta; Diptera; Drosophilidae
Gene: Rpt3
Product: 26S proteasome regulatory subunit 6B
Exons: 3
Coding region: 113-1357 (414 amino acids)
Biological process (GO): proteasome-mediated ubiquitin-dependent protein catabolic process
Cellular component (GO): proteasome regulatory particle, base subcomplex
Molecular function (GO): proteasome-activating activity; ATP hydrolysis activity; ATP binding
Source: RefSeq, a predicted model, not a curated record